UCUUAUCCGUUACGGAUCGGCCAUGGAUCUCGAUGCGGUGAAGCGCUCCCUCGAGCUCGAUCCCGAUCCCUCUUCGUCCUCCUCCUCCUCCUCCCCUGCGGCGGAGCUCCCACCGAGCUUCUACGACGCCUUCGUCCUCCAUGGCCUCCGCAUCGACGCCGCAGAGCCCCGCCGCGUCCUCUGCUCCCUCUCCGUCCCCCCUCGCCUCGCGAACUCGGAAAGCUACCUCCACAGCGGCGUAAUUGCGACUUUGGCGGACGUCGUGGGCUCCGCCGUGUUCUAUAGCAGCGGGUUUCCAACCAGCGGUGUCUCCCUGGAGAUCAGCAUCUCCUACUUGGACGCUGCAUUUAUUAAUGAAGAAAUUGAGAUCGAGGCAAAACUGUUGCGAGUCGGAAAAGCAGUUGGGGUCACCUCUAUCGAGUUCAGGAAGAAGAACACGGGGAAGAUAAUAGCCCAGGCGCGCCAUUCCAAGUAUCUCGCAGUUUCUAGCAAACUGUGAGGCCUUCCUUUUACGCCUUGUAUUGAUGAUUCACAAAGUUGAACCCUAUUACUCCCAACUAGAUAGAUUUAUUUGACCUGCGUGUAAUUCACAAUGAAAAGGCAAUUAUUAUGUCGUAUAUCGAUAGGGAUGAUGAUGCUUUAACUGUAAAUCCUGCUACAUGACCGAUGUUUUUGGGAGGAAGUUACAGUUCUCUCAUCAAUGAACCAAUUAUCAUAUAUGGAAUCAUAUCUUAUGCAAGACCAUAAGUUUACUUGGUACUGUGUCCUGUUAAAGUAACAGAUGUAAACAUCACAAUUUUUUGCUAUUCUGUGGUUAAGUAAGGAAGGUAUUUUUCUGAGACUUGUGCCGUAUAA
This is a messenger RNA of Ananas comosus (pineapple), 855 nucleotides long. RefSeq names its product acyl-coenzyme A thioesterase 13-like. Gene Ontology annotation, molecular function: fatty acyl-CoA hydrolase activity. NCBI's taxonomy places the organism in Eukaryota, Viridiplantae, Streptophyta, Magnoliopsida, Poales, Bromeliaceae. Bases 23 to 499 code for a protein of 158 amino acids. The transcript is spliced from 3 exons. The record is from RefSeq and is a predicted model, not a curated record.